AUGGUUGGAGAUGAUUGGAGCCCUGUACUAAAGGCGGCGGCGUUUAAGAUAUUCUUGGAGUAUAAAGAUGUGUUCGCCUGGACUUAUAAAGAUCUGAAGGGAGUACCCCCGGAACUAUGCGUACAUCGAAUACCUUUGAUGCAAGGGGCAAGACCUGUGCGGAAAUGCCCCUAUCGCAUGAAUAAGAACUAUGCGGCCAAGAUCAGCAUUGCCGAGGAGGACAAACUCAAAACCACAUUUAUUGUGGAAGAUGGAGUUUUUGCGUACAACCGUAUGCCAUUUGGGCUAUGCAACGCCCCAGCCACUUUCCAGAGGAUCAUACUCCACAUCUUUGACAAAAUGGCCACUGGGAACUUCAAGGCCUUCCUGGACGACUGGUUCCUAGUGCCACAGGGGAGAUUACUCGGCCACAUAGUCUGUAAGGCAGGGUUAAAAACAGACCCAGAUAAGAUCAGAGUUAUUCUCGACAUGGAUAGCCCAACAGAUGUCACGGGGAUCAAAUCCUUCCUUGGCCAUGUUGGGUACUACCAACAGUUCAUUAAAGGAUUUGCAGAAGUGUCCCUUCCACUUGAACGCCUAACAAGGAAAGGGGAACCAUUUGUGUGGGACAAGGAGCAGAAUGAAGCCUUCCAAGAACUCAAAACCAGAUUGGUAAGGGCACCUAUUUUGGCAUACCCAAAUUGGGAGAAUAAAUUUCAUGUACAUGUGGACGCUUCUAACUUUGCAAUUGGAGCCAUCUUAACGCAACCCGGAUCCUCAGGCUUAGACCACCCAAUAUAUUUUGCUAGAAGGUUACUGUCAAAAGCAGAAAGAAAUUAUAGCACCACGGAAAGGGAAGCCUUGGGAACGGUAUAUGUAGUACAGAAGUUUCGCCAUUAUCUUUUAGCCACACCAUUCACAUUUUUCGUGGAUCACCAAGCACUCAUGUACCUGGUGAACAAACCGGUUAUUCAAGGACGGGUAAGCCGAUGGUUGAUCUUGCUUCAGGAAUUUACUUUCAAUGUCGUGGUGCGACCAGGGAAAAGUCACGUAAUGGCUAACCACCUGUCUAGAAUAAAAUCCGGGGAGCCAGGGGAAGAAGGAGUGAACGAAGAUUUCCCCGAUGGCCAAUUAUUCAAGAUAGCUGUGUUACCUUCCUGGUACGAGAAACUCGGGCAGUAUCUUUCUACAGCAACAAUUCCAGGUGACAUGAGCCCAAGCGAGAGAAGGAAGCUCGCACUAAAAAGUACCAUGUUCCAAUUGAUCCAAGGGCUCCUAUAUAAACUAGGUCCGGACGGUAUCCUGCGAAGAUGUGUCCUAGAGGAAGAAAUUCCUAGAGUCCUAAGAGAAUCUCACGAAGGACUAGCCGGAGGACAUAUGGGGCCAGAUACCACGGCACAGAAAAUUUUGUUAGCAGGGCUCUGGUGGCCUACACUUUAUGCGGAUGCGAGGGAAUGGGUGACCAGCUGCGACACGUGCCAAAGGGCAGGUAAGCCACUCAAACGAGACUUCAUGCCCCUGUUCCCGUCCCAACCACAGGAAUUGUUCGAAAGAUGGGGACUGGAUUUCGUAGAACCUAUGAGGACGAGCAAAGUGCAUAGAUGCCACUACAUUGUGGUGGCUAUAGAAUACCUCACUAAGUGGGCCGAAGCCAGAGCUUUACCCGACAACACAGCCUUGAGCACCACCAAGUUCCUCUAUGAACACAUUGUGACCCGGUUCAGGAUACCCCUGCAACUCACGAGUGAUAGGGGGGUACACUUUGUCAAUCAAGUGAUACGCAAUAUGACAACAGAAUUCAAGAUUUUCCACACAUUGUCUAGUCCAUACUAUCCCAGGGCAAAUGGCCAAGCGGAGUCCACCAACAAAGUACUAGUAUCUAUUCUCUACAAGACAUGUGGAGUAGAGCAAGGAGAUUGGGAAGAGCGAUUACCAGCAGUAUUGUGGGCCUACCGGACAACGUACAAAGCGACAACUACACACACCCCCUUUCAGCUUAUGUAUGGACAGGAGGUAGUAAUGCCAGUAGAAUACACUGUACCAACCUUGCGGAUAGCAGUGCAGAACAGAUGGGGGGAUGAGGAACGACUUAUGACAUUACAAAAAUUAGAUGAGCGCCACCUAAUAGCACAAUGGGCCAUAGAAGUGGCUCAGAACAUAAGGAAAGCUUGGCAUGAUAAACAUCUAAGGCGGAUGAAGUUCUCGCCAGGACAGCUGGUACUCAAGUACAAUGGUCGGAAUGAACUCCGACCAGUGGUCAUUUCUUAUGCACCCAAAGAAUUUAGCAAGGUUUUCAGCAUUCCCAGUAGCGGUGAUUCAGCUAUGAAACCAUCAACAAAAAUGCCUACAGAAGAAAAGAAGUGGCUACUGGAACAUAUUUGCGGCAACGCACUCACAGAAGAGCAAUGGAACAGUUUAUGGUAG
Molecule: messenger RNA, 2403 nt
Organism: Cryptomeria japonica (Japanese cedar)
Lineage: Eukaryota; Viridiplantae; Streptophyta; Pinopsida; Cupressales; Cupressaceae
Product: transposon Tf2-1 polyprotein
Exons: 4
Coding region: 1-2403 (800 amino acids)
Biological process (GO): DNA integration
Molecular function (GO): nucleic acid binding
Source: RefSeq, a predicted model, not a curated record